AAAAAAAGAAGAAGAAGGAAGAAGAUGCAAAAGAAGCUUAUCCUAUCGGUUUGUGAAACAACUGCCAGCCAGCUAGCUCCCUCCCUGUUUUAUCCAUGGCGUCGUCCCUGCUCUUUCUUCCACCAACCCCACCUCUCAGCUUCCCUUCUUCUUCUUUCAAGGGAAAUGCGAGAAACUUGGGGCAAAAACUGUGUAGCAUUCCCUCCGUCAGGGUGACCGGAGCUACAGAAAGAAGACCACUGGUGAUUGUGAACAAGGCGGCGUCGUCCACGGUCGGGGCUUCGGUCGGCAAUGUACGGUUCAGGCUGGAUAAUUUGGGCCCUCAACCCGGGUCCAGAAAAAAGGGCAAGAGAAAGGGAAGAGGUAUAGCAGCCGGGCAAGGGAACAGCUGCGGGUUCGGUAUGCGGGGACAGAAGUCUCGGUCCGGACCCGGCGUCCGCCCCGGAUUUGAAGGCGGUCAGAUGCCGCUUUACCGUCGACUUCCCAAACUGAAGGGAAUUGCUGGAGGUAUGAGUGCUGGGCUGCCCAAGUAUGUCCCUGUUAACUUGAAAGACAUAGAAGCCGCGGGGUUUCAAGAAGGCGAAGAAGUGUCGUUGCAAACUUUGAAGAACAAGGGCUUGAUCAACCCAUCCGGAAGAGAGCGGAAACUCCCUUUGAAGAUUCUUGGUGAUGGGGAGCUGAGUGUGAAGCUGGAUAUAAAGGCUCGUGCCUUCUCAGCAGCAGCGAAGGAGAAACUUGAGGCUGCUGGCUGCAACCUCACUGUAUUGCCUGGUAGGAAGAAGUGGGUAAAGCCAUCAGUUGCCAAGAACCUUGCACGUGCUGAUGAAUACUUCGCCAAGAAACGAGCUGCUGCUGCUGCAGCUGCUGCAACCGAAUCUGUAUCUGCAUAGACCACUUCAUAGUCAGCCUGUACGAGACUGUAGGUGAAGUAGUGCAUGGUAACAAUUUUUUAGGCAUGUUAAUCUUCUUUCCUGUUAUUAUCAUUUUACCUUAUGUGGAAUUAUAGCGUAACGUUUGGCUAUUGUUAUACAACGUGAGAAGUAAUAUUUGUCAAUCCUUGAAUUGGCCGUGA
Molecule: messenger RNA, 1072 nt
Organism: Pyrus x bretschneideri (Chinese white pear)
Lineage: Eukaryota; Viridiplantae; Streptophyta; Magnoliopsida; Rosales; Rosaceae
Product: 50S ribosomal protein L15, chloroplastic
Exons: 4
Coding region: 96-890 (264 amino acids)
Biological process (GO): translation
Cellular component (GO): ribosome; cytosolic large ribosomal subunit
Molecular function (GO): structural constituent of ribosome
Source: RefSeq, a predicted model, not a curated record